UGCAAAUACAGUGUUUUCAAAGCUGUUGACGUCUCUAACUUAGAGUCUAAGUUCUCAAUUUAUAUAUUAUAGACACUAAGAUAGAGCAUUUUGUCUAUAGUAAUGUCUUGUUUUAUUAAUCGAGUAAGUGUUUCAACUUAAAAUGUUUAAAGCAUUUGGCUCGUGUGCGUGUUUUUACAGAAGUUGUCUGGAAGUAUGGAAUACUAUAAAAUCUCGUGCUUUAAUGGCAGCAGCAGUGGGAAAAUCCACAAAAUUGAGUAAAACAAAACCUGAAAAAUCUAAAAAUGUUGAACCACCACAGAUUAGUCAAACAUCAACUUCCCCUUCCCUGGUUAAGAAAUUUAGUGAACUCAGCAUCAAGAAAACAGAAGAACCUAAAACUAAAAAGAACUCUAAAACAAAACAACCAUCUCGUGCCUGUUCAUCCAGUAGCAGUAAACAUGAAAAUUACAAAACAUUAGAUGAUAUUGCUGCACACAUUCUGAGACCAACCACCACUAAAAUUGUAGUAAUGGCUGGAGCUGGCAUCAGUACUCCAAGUGGAAUACCAGAUUUUAGGUCUCCUGGUACAGGAUUGUAUGAUAACAUUCAGAAGUAUAACUUGCCAUAUCCAGAGGCAGUGUUUGACAUUGAUUACUUCUACAUGGACCAAAGACCCUUUUUUGCACUAGCCAAAGAACUAUACCCAGGAAAUUAUUCCCCAAAUGAAGUCCAUUAUUUUGUGAAACUUUUACAUGAGAAGAAGAAAUUGCUCAGAAUGUAUACUCAGAAUAUAGAUGGACUGGAAAGGUUAGCAGGAAUACCAUCAGAGAAACUAGUAGAAGCCCAUGGUUCUUUCAACACUGCUUCCUGUAUCAAGUGUGGAACAAAAUAUUCUUCUGAGGAGAUUAAAGUAAGAAAACUUGUUAUACUAAUUUUUCAACCCUUGGCACAUAAGGUUUCAUUCAAUAAUUUUAGAGUAUCAGUGAUGUUUUUUGAAAUUCUGGAGCUUUAUUACUCUGUAAAAGUAGCGUUUUUAAUGAAUCUCUCUCUCAAGGGGGUUGUGAAACCUGACAUUACAUUCUUUGGAGAGCAGCUUCCAGCACGAUUCUGGUACCACAUGACAGACAUGCCUCGUGCUGAUCUGUUAAUUGUAAUGGGCACAUCAUUAGAGGUUGAACCUUUUGCAAGCAUUUCAGAGUUAGUUUGGAAAAAAAUUCCCAGGUUAUUAAUUAACAGAGAUACUGUGGGUUCAUUCAGGGCAGGUGGAGAGAAUGAUGUGAUCCAGACUGGUGAUAUCUUGGAAAAUGUUAAUUCCCUAAUUCACAAACUGAAUUGGGAAAGUGAUUUUAAGAAGAUACUGGUUAAAUAAUGAGUUGUAUGAUAUAAAAUUGUAUUUUUUAGUAAAUAAAUUUUCUAAUUACAUAAUAAGUUUACUUGCAUUUUAU
Molecule: messenger RNA, 1427 nt
Organism: Limulus polyphemus (Atlantic horseshoe crab)
Lineage: Eukaryota; Metazoa; Arthropoda; Merostomata; Xiphosura; Limulidae
Product: NAD-dependent protein deacetylase sirtuin-3-like
Exons: 8
Coding region: 143-1351 (402 amino acids)
Molecular function (GO): NAD+ binding
Source: RefSeq, a predicted model, not a curated record